Ictalurus punctatus (channel catfish) is the source of this 1161-nucleotide messenger RNA. RefSeq names its product arylalkylamine N-acetyltransferase 2 (gene aanat2). Gene Ontology annotation, molecular function: aralkylamine N-acetyltransferase activity. NCBI's taxonomy places the organism in Eukaryota, Metazoa, Chordata, Actinopteri, Siluriformes, Ictaluridae. Bases 252 to 908 code for a protein of 218 amino acids. The transcript has 3 exons. Gene Ontology annotation, biological process: circadian rhythm; response to light stimulus. The record is from RefSeq and is a predicted model, not a curated record. Gene Ontology annotation, cellular component: cytoplasm.
GGUUAAUCAUGUUACCAAGACAGUUCAGCUGCAUUAGCACUAAUAAAUACAGGUCACCUGACACCUACAGCUUUUAAGACUCACGUGUGCUUGUGUCUAUCCAUUCGUCUUUAGAGGACAUCGUUUAAGGGGAUCAGGACUGGGGUCAAGAGAGGGCACGGUGAGAGAAGCAGGGAUGGGCAAGUGGGUUUGACCAAGAGGUUCGAUAGAAGGAAAAGUUCAAAAGUGUUAGAGCAGAAGGAGAGACACUGAUGGAAAAGGUGAAACAGGACAGGUGUACGAUGACCCAGCAGGUGAGCUCUUCACCCUUCCUGAAGGCUUUUUACCUAAAGAUGCCACUGAGUGUGCCUAGUCCUCUCCGUCAACGACGCCACACGCUUCCUGCCAGUGAGUUCCGCAACCUCACACCACAGGACGCCAUCAGUGUGUUUGAGAUCGAGAGAGAAGCUUUCAUCUCAGUGUCUGGAGAAUGUCCACUCACACUGAACGAGGUGCUGAACUUCUUAGGUCAAUGUCCCGAGCUCUCCAUGGGCUGGUUCGAGGAAGGACAGCUGAUGGGCUUCAUCAUCGGAUCUGGCUGGGACAAGGAAAAACUUGCGCAGGAAGCUCUGACACGUCACGUGCCCAACACUCCUACUGUACACAUCCACGUGUUGUCUGUCCACCGGCACUGUCGUCAACAAGGGAAAGGCUCCAUUCUGCUGUGGCGUUACCUGCAGUAUCUACGCUGCCUUCCAGGUCUGCGCCGAACCCUGCUUGUGUGUGAGAAGUUUCUCGUGCCUUUCUAUGAGAAGGCUGGCUUUAAGGACAAAGGGCCCUCAGCUAUCACAGUAGGAGCUCUCUGCUUCAGAGAGCUGGAGUAUACACUCGCAGGGCUGGCCUAUGCACGGCGCAAGAGCAACUGCUAAAUGUCUAUGAUCACAGCUGACAGUGGUAUGUUUUUACAGUGAAGGACACCAAUGCUCAGAUUCUGGGCAGCAACUCAAGGCUGGAUCAGAAAAGAAAACGCCGACCAGCCACCAUUACCAGCAUCAUCCUGAUGAGCGCUAUCUAAACCUCAUUUCAGUCUGCACAUAUUAUAAAUGGCACUACAUGAAAUUACACAAUCUGUAUAACAAUGUACAGUUUGGUUCAAAUGAUUCUGUCAUUGCAUUGGUUGAA